Molecule: messenger RNA, 243 nt
Organism: Penicillium roqueforti
Lineage: Eukaryota; Fungi; Ascomycota; Eurotiomycetes; Eurotiales; Aspergillaceae
Exons: 2
Coding region: 1-243 (80 amino acids)
Source: RefSeq, a predicted model, not a curated record
AUGCAAGGUGUGCUAAACUUAGACUCGUGUUGGAAAACCCGAGCUUGGAUGACCAAGGUGGAAAAGACGAUCGGGAAUUAUCCGGGGACUUUGGUAAGGGAGUACACAUCAUACUUACAUGCAGCCUCGUGUCAGGAAACGGGAAAUGUGAAUUGUCAUAUUGCCCGGCAUGACGACACGAGAUGUAUGUACUAUGUACUCCGUACGAUCGUGACGGACCCUAUUCCGUUGGGGAGAUCGUGA